Molecule: messenger RNA, 1572 nt
Organism: Carassius carassius (crucian carp)
Lineage: Eukaryota; Metazoa; Chordata; Actinopteri; Cypriniformes; Cyprinidae
Exons: 3
Coding region: 238-924 (228 amino acids)
Source: RefSeq, a predicted model, not a curated record
GUCUCCUGGAAUCAUAUCAUAAUUACAACGGACUAAAAUUGUUGAUUCAGUGCCAGUGUUGAAUUGCUACAAGCGUUGACAUGCUGUGAACCGUUUUACAUUUCUCACUUGAAAUAUAGCAUGAGUCAUAUGGACUUUAUAGUGUGACUGUAUGAAUGUACGGUAACUGAGAUCUUCACCUAAACACUCAUAUUUCGAUGCAUUUCUGUGACAGUUGAAGAGAAGAUAGAGACAGUGAUGGAGGGAGAAUCUCUCACUCUUCACACUGGUUUUACUGGAUCACUGGGAGAUGUUACGAUACAGUGGUGCUAUGAAACUGAAGACAAUCUCAUUGCUGAAAUCGAAAGAGGGACUACAAAGAAACAGGAGGGUGCUGAUGGGAGAUUCAGGGGCAAACUGAAGCUGGAUGGUCAGACUGGAGAUCUCACAAUCAGUAACAUCAGGACCAUUCACUCUGGACUCUAUAAACUCAAGAUCAGCAGCACAGCCAGAAACACCAAAUACAAGAGAUUCCUUGUUACAGUCAAUGUGAAGUCAGUGUCAGUGACGGCAGGAAAUUCUGUGUAUCUCCAAACUAAUGCUGAAAUACAGAGCGAUGAUCUGAUACUGUGGACGCGUGGAGCUGACAACGUUCUCAUUGUUAAAAAAGAUUCACAAUCAACUACUGUUAAUGAGAGAUUCAGAGGCAGACUUCGGUUGGGCAAGAAGACUGCAUCUCUGACCAUCACAGACAUCACAAAUACAGACUCAGGACAUUUUAAACUGCAGAUCAUCAACUCUAAAAAGACCAUAUUCAGGAGAAUCAACGUGACUGUCACCGGUUCCACAGGAAACCAAUUGAGUGAACUAGAGACCGCAGUAAUGCUGCUGUCGGACGAUGUGGAUGGAGUGAAUGAGCAGGAAGAGACAUGGUCCCUUUCAUGAAAUAAGACACGCCCACCAGUGCCAAAACUUUUACUCUUAACAAUUUAGAUGCAUGACACUUUCCCAUGAUAUGUGGACGCUGCAAUUACCAAGCACUAACAAAAGGGCCUAUUUACAGUGAUGCCACUGAAGAACCAUUUUUAGAUUAUUCAAACCAGUGCACAGUUCUUAAAAGAACUUUUUUUUUAUUAAUGUGAAGAACAUUUUAAAGCUUUCUUUCACUACAAAGAACUUUCUGUGAAACGGAACAAUUCCAUGGAGGUUAAAGGUACAUCAUGGAAAUAAUUCCUUAAAAUCAACAUGGUGCAAAAAUAGUCUGAACACUUAACAGUAAUAAUGCAUAAAUUAUAGAUUGUUAUUACUCACAUUACAAUGAGAGUGUUCAUUUUCAUUACUUUAUAGAGAAGUUAUUUACUUUCUUAUUCUGUUUCUGUUAAUCAGUGUUGGGGACAGUUACUUUUAGAAGGAAUGUGUUACAAUAUUGUUAUGUCCUAAAAGAAUAACUAGUUAUGUUGCUUUUAGUACUACGUAGCAUAGAUACUACCCUAUCUUGCUCAUAUGGUAUUAAUUUUAUUUGUGCAGGUCCUAGAAAGGAAUGUUUAAAGCCUAUAUUUGAGUUUUUAUUCUUUUUUUUUCUUUAAGCUUAAA